UCGCCGCCUUACGUGGGUGUGGGUCAUGAAUGUCUCCAUAUUCUUUCAAGUAACAUGGAUAUACAUGGCCUUUAGAGUCACGACAGCAUUUCUAUCAAUCAGCAAACAAAACAAGCAAGAAGAUGGCGUCAUAGUUUAUCCCCAAGUUUACGAAGACCGAGAAGCGGCAUCUCAGAAGCUUCUGGUUAUUCAAGGGAACCUGGUUCUGACCCUAAAGAAGGCUUCAGUGUUAGCCGAAAAUGUUUUGCUCAGAAAGCUCAGAGAAGAUGACAUCACCGAGGAGUAUGUUGAGGGCGCCUACCACGAGAGGGACCUGUACCAGGACACAUUAUUGCAAGCUUCUCUUCUUCUCAAGCCUCAGAGGGAAGGGCACUACAAUGUGAUUGGACUACUGAAUUUCACGCAUCGAAUUCAGCCUCUUAUAAACAGCGAGAGAUCAUUUGGGGGAGCACACAAGAUAUCGAAAAUACCCGCACCAUUAGGAACAUACGGUGUCGCUACCCCGAAAGGAAGGACUCCACAGACAUUUACCGGCCGCCUUGAACCGGAUCCAAGAGCACUAUCAUCUUUCACUAUAGAGACAUGUUAUUUCUGAUUACAAACACACCAAGCAUUUUGGUAAUAAUACCAGCGAUCAUAUGGAAUACAUGAUAGUGCUCAUGAACUCGGUGAGCCUAAGAAUGCAACAGCUUCGCCCACCUGGCUUCAUAACCGUGAUAGCAAUUGAAGGAUCUUUUAUAGCAAGCGAAUCCUAUGUGAGCCUCUUCAAUUCUGACAAGCUUAUUGGAAAUGAGACAUUACUGCGGCUAUCUGAUCACUUGUGGAACGACAUAUCAAUGGUUUUUGCAGACCUUGUUUACCUGUUC
Molecule: messenger RNA, 866 nt
Organism: Dermacentor andersoni
Lineage: Eukaryota; Metazoa; Arthropoda; Arachnida; Ixodida; Ixodidae
Product: venom metalloproteinase antarease-like TtrivMP_A
Biological process (GO): membrane protein ectodomain proteolysis
Molecular function (GO): metalloendopeptidase activity
Source: RefSeq, a predicted model, not a curated record